AUGUUUCGGGACAUCUAUAGGGAAGCAUUGAAGAUAGACGCACCAGAGAACCCACCAAUGGAUGAUAGAGAAGAACGAAUAUUCCCAAACGAUCGAGAAAUAGAUAGUAUUCUUCCCGAGUGUUAUAAAACAGCCAUAAGAGGCACAAAAGAGGAGAAGAUAGAGAAGUUUUCGGAAGGAACACUGUUUUACGUGUUUUUUAACCAUUGUGGCGAGAAGGUCCAAAAUGAAGCCUAUAGUCGGUUGUUACAACUCGGAUGGAUGUUUAGUCGGCAAAUGAAGACCUUUGUUCAAAUUGUAAAGAGACCUACCAAUGCCCCCGGACUGAUUCUGUACUUCGACUACUGUACAUGGAAAAAGGUCACAAAAGAGAUAGUAAUAGAUCAAGAGUUCUUAAGUACUCUAGAAGUCUCCAAGAAUGUAAUAGGCUAG
Molecule: messenger RNA, 432 nt
Organism: Nematocida homosporus
Lineage: Eukaryota; Fungi; Microsporidia
Exons: 1
Coding region: 1-432 (143 amino acids)
Biological process (GO): regulation of DNA-templated transcription; nuclear-transcribed mRNA poly(A) tail shortening
Cellular component (GO): CCR4-NOT core complex; P-body
Source: RefSeq, a predicted model, not a curated record